AUGUCAGAUCUCUCUGCAGUGGAACACAAAGACAGUUUUCGAUCGUAUGUGGCAACAUUCAACAAUCAAAAUAGGCCUGAUCCCAUCAACGAUGAACCAGAUUUUCUUUUGCUUAAAGGUGAAUUAAUUUCUUCACAAUGUGGCGAUGUGCUAUUAGAUCCUCCAUUCAGAGAAAAUCUUUUUGGAAAACUUUACUGUACAAAUUUUCGAAUAUGCUUUGUUCCACUCAUUGAAAAGCGGCCCGAUCCAUGUUGCAGUCGAAACCUCGUUUUCGCUAAUGAUUUCCAACUUCCACUUUGUUCUCUUGAAACAAUUUUUUAUUCAUCACAUCCGAUAACAAAACGAACUUCAUCUUCAAUGAAAAGAUUUCGAUUAAUGACUUCACCUGCCUCACAGUUGGAUAUUGUUUCUUGCAUUAAGGUUUUUUCAAAGGAUUUUCGAAUUUGGACAUUUGAUCUUCAAAGGAGCCAAUUUGCCGUUAAUCUGGCGAACAAUAUUUAUCAUUUUUCUCACCCGGUGUCGUUAUCGAAUUUUUUUCAUUUUCCAGUUGAAAUUUCUUACCUGGAUCAUUCUUCUUCAAUCCGUUUUAACGAACGAAAGGACUGGAUAGAUGAAUUGCGUCGUUGUCAUGCUGAUGAAUCGUCAUGGCGUAUUUGUUUUCUUCAUUCAGAUCGCACCAGCCAAAAAUAUUUGGUUGAAACCUAUCCUUCAUGCGUUGUUGUCCCAUCAGAAGUUUUUGAUGUAGUAAUAAUUGAAUAUUUGAUACCGAAUUGGAGUAACGGCCGAUUUCCGAUUUGGUGUUGGUCUGCUACAAAUGGUUGUGCGCUUCUUCGAUCAUCUUGUUGCACUCAAGAUCUUAAUUCCUCUUAUCUUUGGGAGAGGAUUUUAACUCCCAUUUGUAAAAUGCAUCCUCGAAGUAGACGACCUCUGAUUAUUUCCAUUGAUAUAUCACCCUCUCAAAUUUCAAAUGCUUAUGAAAAGCUUCGUGAACUGUGCUCGAUCGAAUCUGUUGCUCAAUUUCUUCAACGAGAUAAAGAUUGGUAUUCAUUAUUAGCUGAAACGGGUUGGUGCAAAUUGAUAUUUGAUUGUUUGUCAGUAACUUGUAGUGUUCUUCAUAAGAUAACUGAGAAUCAACGAUCUGUGAUUAUUGCAGAUGAAGAUGGCUUCAAUGGAUCUGUCAUUGUUUCUUCUUUGGUACAGAUAUGCGGUGAUCGGUAUUACCGAACUAUUGCUGGUUUGAAUUCGCUCAUUGAGAAAGAAUGGAUUGCUUUGGGCCACCCUUUCGGCAAAAAUAUUUUUAACUGUGGAUUUGUUUAUAAUAAAACAUUGCGUCAAACUACACCAACAUUUCUUGUCUUCCUCGAUGCUCUUUGGCAGCUGUUACGAAUAUUUCCUCUUUAUUUCGAAUAUUCGCAGUACAUGUUGAUAGCAUUGUGGGAUCUCUCAAUUACUGGCCUUUCUUCUGGGUUAACCUAUAAUUCCGUCAGCGAAAGGUUGGCUUCAAACAAAGUUGCUCCAACCUUUCCACUUUCUCAGUAUUACUCUUCAAAGUAUUGUGCAAUGUUUACAAAUACCGCUUAUUCGCUUAAUCUUCUUUUUGCUCUAGACCCAUUAUCACGAGAGUUUCUUUGUGCUUGUGCUAGCCCUUUUGACAUUGAAUUUUGGACAGAUUGCUAUUUACGAUGGGUUCCACCUGCCAAUGUUAAAGAUGGUGGAAAACUGACUCAAGAUAUUGCAUUAUGUUCAGUAAUUUCAAUGGCUGCAUCUGCUGCUUCCCCCACAUAUGAUUCUGUCCUUUCACGUCAUCAGUUUCAUCCAGCUUUUGAUUCUUCUAAUAUAAAUUCUGCGUUUCCAUAUAUUGAUACAUUAUCUCUCGCUCCAAUCUUUAAUGAUAUGGAUAUAAUAACGGAAAAUUCAUCAGUUAAAUCAAUGCGUUUGCAUUUUGAAAAUGUUUUGCCGUCUUCUUCUAAAUUGUUAUAUGAACGGCGUCUUUCCGGUUCGUUUUUUUUACCACAUCUCAACAAUGAAGUUGAAGAAUCGGGUAUCCCACGUUUUAUCGCUUCAUCCGAUAAACAUUCUACAAAGAAACGAAAUAUGUCGGCGGUUGGGACUCUUGUUUAA
Dracunculus medinensis (Guinea worm) is the source of this 2121-nucleotide messenger RNA. Lineage: Eukaryota; Metazoa; Nematoda; Chromadorea; Rhabditida; Dracunculidae. The record is from the annotation of a GenBank genome assembly.